Molecule: messenger RNA, 3345 nt
Organism: Rangifer tarandus platyrhynchus (Svalbard reindeer)
Lineage: Eukaryota; Metazoa; Chordata; Mammalia; Artiodactyla; Cervidae
Source: the annotation of a GenBank genome assembly
AUGGCGGAGCGCGCCGGCGGUGGCACAUCCUUGAGGGGACUGCGCGAACGGAUGGUUGCUGCUGCUAAUGCCAUUGCUGAAGAAAGACGAAGUCAAGGUAGCUUUAGUUCUGUGCCUUCACAGCUUUCAAAUAUAAAAUCACCAUUUAAGCCAGUAAUAGAUGGCUCUGUGCUUAAAAAUGACAUAAAACAAAGAUUAGCAAAGGAGCGGAGAGAAGAGAAAAAAAGACAAGAUGAUGCUAAUAGAGAGACACAACUACUUGAAAAAGAAAGAAAGUCUAAGAUCGUAUAUGAGAAACAGAUGGAAGAGAAACAGCGAAAGCUGAGGGAACAGAAAGAAAAAGAUGAACAACGGAGAAUAUCUGCAGAAAAAAAGAGAAGCGAAAUGCUAGAGGAAGAAAGGGAGAAAGUCAAAGCCGUCCUUCAUCGUACACUGGAGAGGAGCAGCCACAUUAGCCGCUCAAAAAGAUGGUCAUGGGAGGGCUGUACAACAAUCAAUUCCCAAAAUAAGACUGUCAAUAAACAUUCUACAUCUACUGAAAAGCUUGAGCAGGGGACUUGUGGAUCACGCAAACAAAUGUCAUCUACUGGUCUUCAAAAUUCUGUUGCCAAGAAAACACAAGAAAAAAGGCGAAGUUCAUCUUUGAAUAGAAGAUGUAGCAGACUGCCUUCAUCUACAGAAACAGAACAAGAGGAAGAAAAACGACCUGGCAUCCACAAUAUAAUCCAAUAUGUAAACAUGCCCCUGCUUAGGCUUAGCGGUGAUGAAUUGAAGAGUCCCAUAGUGCCUCGCAAGUCAACAGCGAUGAUGCCUUUCCAGGAGAAAGUAGAAAUACCUUCCAAGACUAGUGUGGGAGUGGCCCACAAGGCGAGUGUGGAAGUGCUCCCUGAAGUGAGCGUUGAAGCACUCACCAAGGCAAGCUUGGAUGAAUCCCCCCAGGUGAACAUGGAAGCACCCCCUGUAGAGAGCGUGGAAGCAUUCCCAGAGGAGAGCAUGAAAGAACACCCCAAGGUGAGUGUGGAAACACUCCUGGAGGCGAGCAUGAAAGAACACUCUGAGGUGAACGUGGAAGCACUCACGGAGGAGAGCAUGAAAGAACACCCUGUGGUGAAUGUGGAAGCACUCGUGGAGGAGAACAUGAAAGAACACCCUGUGGUGAAUGUGGAAGCACUCGUGGAGGAGAACAUGAAAGAACAUCCCAAGGUGAGUGUGGAAACACUCCUGGAGGCGAGCAUGAAAGAACACUCUGAGGUGAACGUGGAAGCACUCGCAGAGGAGAGCAUGAAAGAACACCCUGCAGUGAAUGUGGAAGCACUGGCGGAGGAGAACAUGAAAGAACACCCCGCGGUGAGUGUGGAAACACUCCUGGAGGCGAGCAUGAAAGAACACUCUGAGGUGAACGUGGAAGCACUCGCGGAAGAGAGCAUGAAAGAACACCCUGUGGUGAAUGUGGAAGCACUCGCAGAGGAGAGCAUGAACGAACACCCCGAGGUGAGUGUGGAAACACUCCUGGAGGCGAGCAUGAAAGAACACCCCAAGGUGAGUGUGGAUGCGCUCCCAGAGGUAAGCACAGAAGAACACCCCAAGGUGAGCAUGGAAGCACUAGCAGAAGUGAACAUGGAAGGACCCUCUGUGAAUGUGGAAACAUCACCUGAGACAAGUGAGGACCUAUCCCAUGAAGCACAUGUGGACUCAUCCCCAGAUGUGAGUGUGAACCCAUCUCCGGAGGUGAGUAUAGACUCACCCCAGGAGGUGAGCACGGAAGCAUCAUCUGAGGCUAGUGUGGACAUAUCUCCCGAGGCGAGCAUGGAAACACUCCCCGAGGAGAGUGUGGAAACAUCCCCCGAGGAGAGUGUAGAAGCAUUCUCAGAGAUAAGCAUGGCUGCACUCCCAGAGGAGAGUGUGGAGGUGCUCCCCAAGGAAAGCACGAAAGGGCCUUCUGAGGCAAGUGUAGAGGCGCCCCUGGAGACCUCCCCUGAGGUGACCAUGGAAAUAUCUUCCAAGAAAUCAGAAAUGGACGAACAGCCCUCAAAUCCUAUUACCAAGAAGCGCAUACCACCAUCGCAGAUACCGUGUUACAGAUGGUCGUCAUCUCCUACAAGAAGGUGGCGUCCACCAUCUCCCAUCAGUACUAGCAGGCAAAUUCAAAAGAAUUGCCCCCUAUCACCUUCACCUGGCAUGUCAAAACAAUCGACACAGUUUUGUUUUUCCUAUAAAGUAACUCCUAUGCAGCGUACUGUACUUGCACAAAAUGCAUUAGGUACUAUGGGAAUAAAAAGCAAAGCCGGUUCUAACACCAUUAACAACUCUGAGACUGCAAGCCAAAAGGAUAUGAUCUGUGAAGAAUCUGGUAAUAAAGGCACACCAGGACCUAAGAAUGCUGAGGAGGCAACAAAGAUUUUGGCAGAAAAACGACGCCUUGCUCGUGAGCAAAAAGAAAAAGAAGAAAGACUACAAAAAGAGAUGGAACAAAGGAAAAUGAAAGAUGUAGCAAAGAAAGUGGAUGAAGGUCAAGAAGACAAAUUUUCAAAAUUUGGAGAUGGGCAACAACCAAAGGAGAUGAAGAAGAGAGAAAGUCAGGAACAAGAAGACCAAAAAGUAGAACUCCAGAAAAGUGACGCCAAAAUAAAAGCUCAGGAGGAGGCUGACAAACGCAAGAAGGAGCAUGAGAGGAUUAUGUUACAGAAUCUGCAAGAGAGAUUAGAAAGAAAAAAGAGAAUUGAGGAAAUUAUGAAGCGGACGAGAAAGCCAGAUUCAAAUGCCUCAAAGGCUGCAGAAACAUUGAGUGGUGAUGCGUAUGAGGAGGAUGAGGCAGAUGAUGAGGACGAAUCAGAAAGUGACAAUGAUUCCUUUGAUAACAUGCAUCCAUCAGCUACUAUAAAUGGCAUGGAUUCAUCCCCAAAACCAAAAACAUAUGUUAAAAAUGUGAGGAACACUAACAAGUUUUUAGAUGUGACUUCUAGCCAGAUCCAUAAAGAAGAGACAAAAGUAUUUUUAAAUACUGACAUGAAAACCUUCAGACAAAAAACAGUGAAAGACCCUUUGAAUCAGACAAAGAGUACCAGAUCCUCCACCAAAAGACCAACCAACCGAGCAGCAAAAACUGGAAAGGUGGAAACCAGCAGCACCAUGGGACCUUCCAAGAGUUCACAUUCAGAGGUACAGAAGUGGAUGUGUGACCAAAUUAUCGACUUCUCAAGAGAGACAGAACCACCUGUGUCUAGUUUCCCUCCUGAGAGCCCAGAACACCAGCCGAGAGGCUCUGUGACAUCCUGCUCGAGUCACCAGCCACCUAUAGACAACAAAAACAGAAGCAAAUCUGUGCCUGCUCCAUCAGAUAUGUAA